AUGUGCUUACUGCCCCAUCCUUGUGUUUCAUUGUGUUUCCUUGUGUUCCCUUGUGGUCUGUCGAGCCGUGGUGUUGAGUCGCCGCCGCUGGCUAGUUUUGCUGACCCGGCCGACCGCGGCACCGGCCCGACGGGCUACCAGAGCAAGGUGCGGGUGAUGGACAAGUACAAGGUCAUCGGCUUCAUUAGUAGCGGCACCUACGGGCGCGUGUACAAGGCGCUCGGGCGGCAGGGCCAGCCGGGGGAGUUCGCCAUCAAGAAGUUCAAGCCCGAUAAGGAGGGCGAGGUGUCGUACACGGGCAUCUCGCAGUCGGCGGUGCGCGAGAUGGCGCUGUGCUCGGAGCUGAGCCACCAGAACGUGAUCCGGCUCGUCGAGAUCAUCCUCGAGGACAAGUGCAUCUUCAUGGUGUUCGACUACGCCGAGCACGACCUGCUGCAGAUCAUCCACCACCACACGCAGCAGCCCAAGCACCCGAUCCCGCCCCAGACCAUCAAGAGCAUCAUGUUCCAGCUGCUCAACGGCUGCCAGUACCUGCACACCAACUGGGUGCUGCACCGCGACCUCAAGCCUGCAAACAUCAUGGUCACGUCGGCCGGCGAGGUCAAGAUCGGCGACCUGGGCCUGGCCCGUUUGUUCUGGAAGCCGCUGCGCUGCCUCUACGACGGCGAUAAAGUGGUCGUCACCAUCUGGUACCGCGCCCCCGAGCUGCUGCUGGGGUCCAAGCACUACACGCCCGCCGUCGACAUGUGGGCCGUCGGCUGCAUCUUUGCCGAGCUGCUGUCGCUGCGGCCCAUAUUCAAGGGCGAGGAGGCCAAAAUGGACGCGGGUAAGAAGACGAUGCCGUUUCAGCGCAACCAGAUGCAGAAGAUUGUCGACAUCGUCGGCCUGCCCACCAAGGAGCGCUGGCCGCUGCUGCCCAACCUGCCCGACUACCAGCACAUCUCGAGCCUCCAGCAGCCGCUGCCCGGCGGCGGCGGCGGCAGCAGCAGCAGCCACCACGGCCACCACCAGGGCCACUACGGCGGCGGCGGCGGGUCCCGCGGCGGCGCCGGCUCGUCGUCUUCGUCGUCGUCGUCGUCGUCGAUAGCGGGCCACUCCAACCUGGACAAGUGGUACUACCACACCAUCUCGCAGGGCCAGACGUCGGGCCCCAUGCAGCACCCGCCCGCGGGCAGCCCGGCGUCGCUGGGCGUCGAGGGCUACAAGCUGCUGGCGGGCCUGCUAGAGUACGACCCGGAGCGCCGUCUGACGGCCGCCGCGGCCCUGCAGCACCCCUUCUUCUCCACGGGCGGCGACCGGCCCAGCAACAACUGCUUCGAGGGCUGCAAGGCCGAGUACCCGCACCGCCGCGUCAGCCAGGACGACAACGACAUUCGCACCAGCAGCCUGCCCGGCACCAAGCGCAGCGGCCUGCCCGACGACACGCUGCGGCCGGGGAAGCGCGUCAAGGAGAAUUAG
Gaeumannomyces tritici R3-111a-1 is the source of this 1458-nucleotide messenger RNA. RefSeq names its product CMGC/CDK/CDK8 protein kinase. Gene Ontology annotation, cellular component: nucleus; mediator complex. Lineage: Eukaryota; Fungi; Ascomycota; Sordariomycetes; Magnaporthales; Magnaporthaceae. The transcript is spliced from 2 exons. Gene Ontology annotation, molecular function: RNA polymerase II CTD heptapeptide repeat kinase activity; cyclin-dependent protein serine/threonine kinase activity; ATP binding. The coding region runs from base 1 to 1458 and encodes 485 amino acids. The record is from RefSeq and is a predicted model, not a curated record. Gene Ontology annotation, biological process: protein phosphorylation.